GGGCUGAACAGCCAAACAGCAUUUACCCGGAGCUACUGAGAUUCUGGACAUAAUGUUUUGGCCCACCAAGAAGGACCUCAAGACUGCCCUGGAGGUCUUUGCUCUUUUCCAGUGGGCCCUCAGUGCCUUGCUUAUAGCAACUACUGUGAUCCUUGUCAACCUCUACUUGGUGGUGUUCACGUCAUACUGGCCUGUCACUGUGUUGGUGCUCAUCUGGUUGGCUUUUGACUGGAAGACUCCUGAGCGAGGUGGCCGCCGGUUCGCCUGCGUGAGGAGGUGGUCUUUGUGGAAACACUACUGCAAUUACUUCCCAAUCAAGAUUGUGAAGACGAAUGACAUUUCCCCCAGCCAAAACUACAUCCUUGCCUGCCAUCCUCAUGGGCUCAUGGCCCACUCAUGCUUUGGCCACUUUGCUACUGAGAGAUCAGACUUCUCCAAGACCUUUCCUGGUAUCACUCCUUAUAUGCUCACACUAGGAGCCUUUUUCUGGGUGCCUUUCUUCAGAGACUAUGUAAUGGCUACAGGGGCCUGCUCUGUGAGUCAAUCCUCCAUGGACUUUCUGCUUACCCAAAAGGGCAAAGGCAACAUGCUUGUUGUGGUGGUUGGUGGCCUGGCUGAGUGCAAACACAGCCUGCCAGGCUCUACCACCCUGUUCCUGACAAAGCGGCUUGGUUUUGUUCGCACGGCCCUUCAACAUGGGGUAUCUCUAAUCCCUGCUUAUGCCUUUGGAGAGACAGACCUCUAUGACCAGCACAUUUUCACUCCUGGGGGGUUUAUCAAUCGCUUCCAGAGGUGGUUCCAGAAGAGGGUACACAUCUAUCCCUGUGCUUUCUAUGGCCGUGGCUUCACCAAGAACUCCUGGGGCCUUCUGCCCUAUGCUCAGCCAGUGACCACUGUUGUCGGGGAACCUCUACCACUGCCCAAGAUUGAGAAUCCGAGCAAGGAGAUUGUGGCCAAAUACCACACCCUGUAUAUUGACGCCCUCCGAAAAUUGUUUGAUCAGCAUAAGACCAAGUUUGGCAUCUCAGAGACCCAGGAGCUGGUGAUAGUUUGAAAGGCAUUCCCCUGACUGGAUGGUGUGGAACUGGUGACAACAGGCCACAGUUACCUACGGAGCUUCACUUCUGACUUGACUAUCCUCGCUAGUGGGAGGUGGGGGUGUGUCCAUUUGGUUGUGUUCUGUGCCCAUCCUUUUCCACGUCAUUCUUUCUCCUAGAAUGUUUAUUUUUUUUCUUUUCCCCUGCAACAGAGAAGACCCUAGGCAGAGAGGUUCACUGAAGUCACUGCGAGUUCAUGAAAGCAUCAGCACGGGAGAAACCUUUGGAUAGAAUAAACAGCUUUCCUCUGGUACUGUGUGUUCCAGCUAGUCUGUUUUGAGGGCUCUAGGACCUUGUGUGUGUGUAAUUCUCCUAGUUUCAAGAUUCUUACAAAAUUGGGUAUCUCAAGAGCCAGGGAACAUCGGCUUAGUCAGCAGCAUGUUCGAGACCUAUGAUUUUUAUGGGCAAUCCGUCACCUCUUAUCCGGUUUAUUCAACUGUAAAAUGGGACUAACGAUCCUUCCCCUGAUUACAUCAAAGGUUACUGGCAAGUUUAAAUGCUACUGCACAUGACUAAA
Messenger RNA from Meriones unguiculatus (Mongolian gerbil), 1614 nucleotides. RefSeq names its product acyl-CoA wax alcohol acyltransferase 2 (gene Awat2). Bases 53 to 1054 code for a protein of 333 amino acids. Lineage: Eukaryota; Metazoa; Chordata; Mammalia; Rodentia; Muridae. The record is from RefSeq and is a predicted model, not a curated record. Gene Ontology annotation, cellular component: endoplasmic reticulum membrane. Gene Ontology annotation, molecular function: retinol O-fatty-acyltransferase activity. The transcript has 7 exons. Gene Ontology annotation, biological process: lipid metabolic process.